AUGACUGAGUCACUCCUACAUCAUUCACGAAAGGUCUAAAUUCGCACUCAUCUUCCCCCGUUUCAACCCAGGGGAAAAUCGCUUCCUCGGCACCGUGGUGCGAGCAGGACUGAGUGCCAACUACGCCGAGAAUCGACCGUGCGGCUCGCCGGCCACCGCGGCCCAGUCCUCGCAAGGAACGGUGACCGAGUUCCCGUGCGACACGCCCCCCAUGGCUCGGUACGUCAGCCUGGACAUUGAUCCGUCGAGCCCUGGCGUGACGUCGCCGGUCCUGCAGAUUGCCGAGUUGACCGUGGAGGAGCACACGACCAGAGCAUGUGCCCCUCGCAUCAUUCAGUCGACCACAUUUGAGAGGCUGUACAAGAAGGGUCUGAUCGACAACCGCAACCCACUGUCGACCAAGACCGCCAGAUCCUUGACGACCUGCGCCGAUUUCUGCACGAAGGAGACCGACUGUUUUUCCUUCGAUUUCGGCAAGAGUCUCAAGCAGUGUCGACUCUACAAUCUCAACUCAACGGACAUAGUGAUGACACCCAAAGAUGAAUUCGCCGUUUAUACCGUAUACUCAAACUGAUUUGGGAAUUGCGACGAACUGUAUCGGAGAGAUGUAAAAUGUAAUACUUUCAGCUGCCCGGCAAUGACCGAGUUUGACUAAGGGAAUAAAUGUGUGCUUGGCCGGUUUUAUACCUUAUGUUUAAGACCGGUUUGGAGUCUGGACGCUGAUAAUGAUCCGAGCCGAAGCUUAGGGCGAGGGUCAUUCAUAAAUACCUUUUCCAUCGAACGGUAAAAACAAGUCAAAAUUAUAAUUUUCCACCGAUUUGGUUCAACACGUUUACUUCAUUUUUUUUAACACCCC
Molecule: messenger RNA, 856 nt
Organism: Patiria miniata (bat star)
Lineage: Eukaryota; Metazoa; Echinodermata; Asteroidea; Valvatida; Asterinidae
Exons: 2
Coding region: 212-574 (120 amino acids)
Source: RefSeq, a predicted model, not a curated record